CGUGAGAUGAGUUUCCCCUCCAGCUGUUUUGCCGUCGUUAACACAGCAGGUAUCUCUGACUGUCACUUCAUGCGUUCAUUUUGACGAAUGAAUUUAUCGUAUGUUCUGAAUGUGAGCGUUUGGACUCACACUUAAUGUUUUCCGGGCACAGCCUGAAGAUAAGUAUCGUCCUAAGCCUUAAAAGAGACGAGAUUUUGGGGGUGACGGUGAAGACAGGUCAUCAUCUUCAUCAUGCUGCUGGAGUUGUUUUGUCUCAUUCUGGCAUCUUGUUGCACCGGAGAGGCAAAGAGAAGGAAUGUGCUUCUAAUAAUUGCUGAUGAUGCAGGUUUUGAGACGGAGGUGUAUAACAACUCUGUGGUCCACACCCCCCACCUGCGCUCUCUGGCCCAGAGGAGCCUGGUGUUCAACAACGCCUUCACAUCUGUCAGUAGCUGCUCCCCCAGCCGUUCCACCAUCCUCACUGGCCUGCCACAGCAUCAGAACGGCAUGUACGGGCUUCAUCAGGGCGUCCAUCACUUUAACUCAUUUGAUGGUGUACAAAGUCUGCCGCUGCUCCUCAGGCAGGCCAACGUACACACAGGUAUAAUUGGAAAGAAGCACGUCGGUCCAGGAUCUGUAUACCCUUUUGAUUUUGCCUACACAGAGGAGAACAGCUCUGUCCUCCAGGUGGGGAGGAACAUCACCCGCAUUAAACUCCUGGUCCGCAAAUUCUUCCAGACCCAUAAAGAGGAAGCCGCUGAGCGAAGGCGAAGGAAAGAAGAGAAGAAAGGACAUGGUGAUGAUGAAGAGAGGCCAUUUUUCCUCUAUGUUGCCUUCCACGACACCCACCGAUGUGGACAUUCGCAGCCACAGUAUGGAGCUUUCUGUGAGAAGUUUGGAAAUGGUGAAAUGGGGAUGGGAAGAAUACCUGACUGGACACCACAGUAUUACACACCAGAACAAGUAAAGGUUCCACCUUUUGUGCCGGACACACCUACAGCACGAGCUGACUUGGCUGCACAGUACACCACAGUUAGCAGGCUGGAUCAGGGCAUUGGAUUGGUUCUUCAGGAGCUCCGGGAUGCCGGUUAUGAGAACGACACUCUGGUCAUCUACAGCUCAGAUAACGGCAUCCCCUUCCCCAACGGCAGAACCAACCUCUAUCACUCCGGGAUAGCAGAACCCAUGCUGGUGUCCUCUCCAGAACACAGGGAGCGAUGGGGGGACACCAGCCAGGCCUAUGUCAGUCUUCUAGACAUCACUCCCACCAUUCUGGACUGGCUCUCUGUCCCCUACCCGUCCUACACCCUCCCCGGAAGCCCUGCCACCCCUGUCCACCUCACCGGUCGCUCCUUACUGCCUGCUCUGGUCACCGAGCCGAGCCACUGGAACACCAUCUACGCCAGCCAGUCCCUCCACGAGGUAACCAUGUACUACCCAACCCGCUCUGUCCACCAGGGGGCGUACCACCUUCUCCACAACCUACACUACCGCAUGCCCUUCCCCAUCGACCAGGACCUGUACGUGUCACCCACCUUCCAGGACCUGCUGAACCGCACCAGGCUGAGUCAGCCGACGCACUGGUUCAAAAGCCUGGAGCAGUAUUACUACAGAGAGCGCUGGGAGCUGUAUGACUCCAGGACAGACCCACUGGAAAUGAGGAACCUGGUCUCAGACCCGUCCUACAGCGCCGUGCUGGAGAGCCUGAGGCAGAGUCUGCAGAAGUGGCAGUGGGAGACGGGAGACCCCUGGGUCUGUGGACCAGACUACGUCCUGGAGGACAAACUAGAGCCACAUUGCAGACCACUUUACAAUGGACUCUGAUUGAAUCUAAUGAUACUUUUACUCAUCCUGAUUGACAUGAUGUCCACAUACAUGAACACAUUCGUCUUAUGAAAUAAAUGAUGUUUAUUUGUAUUUAUAUUUUUAUAUGUCAGUGCUGCUUCUUAUGCUCAAAAAUAAACAAAUUUUAAGUCG
This is a messenger RNA of Toxotes jaculatrix (banded archerfish), 1956 nucleotides long. RefSeq names its product N-sulfoglucosamine sulfohydrolase (sulfamidase) (gene sgsh). The transcript has 9 exons. The coding region runs from base 232 to 1803 and encodes 523 amino acids. NCBI's taxonomy places the organism in Eukaryota, Metazoa, Chordata, Actinopteri, Toxotidae. The record is from RefSeq and is a predicted model, not a curated record. Gene Ontology annotation, biological process: glycosaminoglycan catabolic process; heparan sulfate proteoglycan catabolic process. Gene Ontology annotation, molecular function: N-sulfoglucosamine sulfohydrolase activity.